AAUUUGCUUAUUCGGUAUACUUCCGCUUUGAGAGGUAAACAUAUUACAUAGGCCAAAUGCACGUGUUGACGGGUUAUGUUUGAUAUAUAUUAAGCUGAGAGAGACAAAAUGCAGGUUUCAAACCCAAAUAAUGUGAAGAUAUACAAUCUAAGCGCUGGAAAGUCACUACCAGAAUGGCUGUCGGACAGACAGAGGCGCUCUCUACAGAAACAGGACAUAGAUGUAAGGAGAAGAAUCGAACUCCUCCAGGAUUUUGAAAUGCCCACCGCCAGUCAUUGUGUGGGCGUGUCACCAGAUGGACAAUAUAUCUGUGCCACAGGAACUUACAAACCAAGAAUCAAGUGCUUCGACACUGCACAAAUGUCACUCAAGUUUGAAAGAGGUCUUGAUUCUGAUGUUGUCAAGUUUCAAUUUCUUGGAGAGGAUUAUGGGAAACUCGUGUUUCUGCAGUGUGAUCGGUACAUUGAACUGCAUUCACAAUUUGGAAGAUAUUACAGACUUAGAAUACCAAAAUAUGGAAGAGAUAUGGCUUAUGAUUUCCCAAGUUCUGACUUGUACAUUGGUGGAAUUGGAUCAGAGGUCUACAGAAUCAAUUUAGAGCAAGGUCGAUUUUUGAGUCCCCUCACCACUAAGUCUCCAGACAUUAAUUGUUGUGAGAUAAACCCAGCACAUGGCCUGCUAGCAUGUGGAACAGCAUCAGGAACUGUGGAGUGCUUUGACCCUCGAGUACGCAAAGCUUCAGGAAUAUUAGACAUUACAUUUACUGGUCAUAUUGAAGAAAUUCACGAGCUACCAAAAGUUACUGCACUUAAGUUUCGCGAUGCGUUAAACAUGGCUGUAGGAACUAGUACUGGCCACAUCUUGCUGUAUGAUAUUCGUUCCAGUAAACCACUACUAGUGAAAGAUCAUCAGUAUGAACUGCCAAUCAAAUCAAUCCAGUUUCAAGACUCACUUAAUCUUGUCCUCUCUAUGGAUACAAAGAUCCUUAAGUUGUGGGAUUUUGAGACUGGAAAAGCUUUCACGUCAAUCGAGCCAGGCACAAAUCUCAAUGAUCUAAGUCUACUGCCCAAUUCAGGACUUUUGUUCAUGGCAAAUGAAGGCCAGAAAAUCUUGUCGUAUUACAUUCCAACACUAGGAACUGCUCCCAAGUGGUGCUCAUUUCUGGACAAUUUGACAGAGGAGUUGGAAGAAAGCACAGCUCAGAUUGUGUAUGAUGAUUACAAAUUUGUGACCAGGAAAGAAUUGGAGGAACUGGGUCUGACACACCUAAUUGGAUCAACAUUACUGAGAGCCUACAUGCAUGGCUUUUUCUUGGACAACAGGUUGUACAAUAAGGCUAAAACCAUUGCAGAACCAUUUGCCUAUGAAGAGUACAGGAAGAACAAGAUUCGGGAGAAGAUUGAACAGGAGAGAGCCAAUCGAGUUAGGUUAAAGAAACUUCCAAAAGUUAAUAGAGACUUGGCAGAGAAGCUUUUGGACGUGAAAGAAAUUGGAACCAACAAAAAAAAAGUCAAAGAAACGACGUCUUUAUUGGAGGAUAACAGAUUCUCUGCCAUGUUCUCCAAUCCCGAGUUCCAGAUCAAUGUGAAUAGUGACGAAUACAAGCUGGUCAACCCGGUGGUUUCAAAGCUGGACAAAGUGCGCAGAAAAAAGCAGGCCAAGAUGGAACAGUUUGCAGAAGUCAGUGAUGAAGAGGGCAAAAGUCCAAGUGACAGCGAUAGCUCAGAUGAUGAACACACAUGGACAAAAGAACUCAAAGAACAGCACAAGAAGUUACGCAAAGAAGCAGCUCAAGCCAGGCACGCAGAGUACUUGGAAAAGAAAAAUGCACCAAAAUUCUACGAAAUUAAGGAUGGAGAGGAACUUGAUAGUAAGAAUACAAGUCAGAAGAAGCUCGCCAAGAAGUCUCUGGCGGAAAGACUGCAAGAUACUCGGGAUGACAGUUUUAUCUCCAAAUCUGGUACCCUUGGUAACAGGGAGUUGACCUUCAGUUUUAAGAAAAGCGAGAGGGAGAUGAAAAAUCAGCAGAAAUCCAGGGAGCAUCACAAAGAACGUAAAAAUAUUCGACGGUCAGCAGGAGAUAUUACCAAGACUCUGAAACAGAAACCAAAGUUUUGGUUAGGUAAAAGAGUCAAAUGAAACUUGAAAUAAAUGAACCAUUUAUGUC
Molecule: messenger RNA, 2167 nt
Organism: Ostrea edulis (European flat oyster)
Lineage: Eukaryota; Metazoa; Mollusca; Bivalvia; Ostreida; Ostreidae
Product: nucleolar protein 10-like
Exons: 2
Coding region: 109-2139 (676 amino acids)
Biological process (GO): maturation of SSU-rRNA from tricistronic rRNA transcript (SSU-rRNA, 5.8S rRNA, LSU-rRNA)
Cellular component (GO): nucleus; nucleolus; 90S preribosome
Molecular function (GO): protein binding
Source: RefSeq, a predicted model, not a curated record